Molecule: messenger RNA, 599 nt
Organism: Elgaria multicarinata webbii
Lineage: Eukaryota; Metazoa; Chordata; Lepidosauria; Squamata; Anguidae
Gene: GNG3
Product: G protein subunit gamma 3
Exons: 3
Coding region: 321-548 (75 amino acids)
Biological process (GO): G protein-coupled receptor signaling pathway
Cellular component (GO): heterotrimeric G-protein complex
Molecular function (GO): G-protein beta-subunit binding
Source: RefSeq, a predicted model, not a curated record
UCCCAGCCUUAAGUGGUUUGGAGCAUCCUCCUCAAGGUACCGGUCUAUUGAAUUAAGCCCCAUCCCUGGGAGAGGUGAGCAGUGCCAUUGCGGGGCACCUUAGCCUGGGCACAUCAAUGUGGUGUUAGUGGUGACAGAGGAGGAGGAGGAGGAUCAAGAUUCAUCGGGCAGGUGCUGUCAGAAAACACCCCUCCUUCCCUCCCUCCCUCUACACCCACCGCCAGCUGGGGAGGGGUCUCUCCCCUCUACAGAUCAUCUGAACCUUUUCUUCCCCAACACAUCUCUUCAUUUCUAGCACGAAACCUCAGCCAAGAAUCCUCAUGAAGGGCGAGACCCCCGUGAACAGUACCAUGAGCAUCGGGCAGGCCCGUAAGAUGGUGGAACAGCUGAAGAUCGAGGCCAGCAUGUGCCGGAUAAAGGUCUCCAAGGCCGCCGCCGAUCUGAUGACUUAUUGCGACGCCCACGCCUGCGAGGACCCUCUCAUCACUCCUGUGCCCACUUCCGAAAACCCCUUCCGAGAGAAGAAGUUCUUCUGUGCCCUGCUCUGAGCCAGAUCACCCCCUGCCCCGCCGCACUCCCACCUCCAACCCCUCGGGGCC